Syngnathus acus (greater pipefish) is the source of this 6205-nucleotide messenger RNA. Its product is annotated as ataxin-1-like. Gene Ontology annotation, cellular component: nucleus. NCBI's taxonomy places the organism in Eukaryota, Metazoa, Chordata, Actinopteri, Syngnathiformes, Syngnathidae. The record is from RefSeq and is a predicted model, not a curated record. The coding region runs from base 489 to 2942 and encodes 817 amino acids. The transcript has 3 exons. Gene Ontology annotation, biological process: nervous system development; negative regulation of transcription by RNA polymerase II. Gene Ontology annotation, molecular function: protein binding; RNA binding.
AGAGAGUGAGCUGGCGGUCUGGUGGCCUUGCAUAACACACGUUGGAGAAGCCUCGCACGCAAGACCUGGCGUGGGCUUUUUGCACAGGAAAGGGGGGGCCGGCGGAGGGGGGAGACCUCCUCUGCCAUCAGGCCGAUUGCAGGGGCGACGGAGGGGCAACAGGGUCUUCGCUACUGCACAAAGGACCUCUCCGGGAUUUCAGAGGAGGAAUCGGUGCACAUGUUCUGCAAGCGGUGGCUGUGGAAGAACCGUCAUCAGAUUCCGGCCAACAUUGUGGAAGAAGAAGUGGAUCCAUUAGAGAUGAUUCCACAUGAAGUUUAUGGAGCUCAUUUUAUGAGCUGUCCCUUGUGUGGAUUGAGACCUGGAGCUGUAUGCUAGUGAGCACUAGCAGAGCCAUUGCACCCUGGCAAAGAGAGGACAUAAACACUGAGAGUGAGCGAGAGACAAUAGAAGCGCUAACAAGAGACACUUAAAACCAAUCUGGCACAAUGAAAUCCAAUCAGGAGCGAAGUAAUGGAUGCCUGCCGCCUAAAAAGCGAGAAAUCCUGGCGCUGGAGCACAGGCCGGUGGCAGUGGCGACAUCAACUCCUCCAGUGGUCCAUCAAAAUCCUGCUCCACACACUGAGAACCUAGCAUGGCUGGCAAGUGUAGCCAGUGAACGAUGCAGGUCCAGAGACUCGGAAAGCCCGAGAUGUCCCAUCCCGUCUACUUCGUCCUUUUCCCCUCCCACGAUUCCAACUUCAGCGACGACUCUUUCAGCAGUGCCGCUGGCCUCGCUACCUGCGGUUUAUUCCACAGCCAUUCCUCAGCCCACAGGAACCAUCCAGUUUGCUCAGCUCGGACCGAACGUUCAGUUCAUAAGUUCCGGGCCCUAUGCCGGUUACAUCUCUUCUCAUGUCGUUCCGGCCAACACCAGCCCGAUGGGACAGCGCCCUCACCUGGAUGGGUACACUACUGCCCUGAUCUCGCCUGGCACCAAAGGGGAACAGCAGUUCCAAAUCGGCCUCUCUCCCACAGAGCUUGCUCCCGUCUCCCUUCCAAGUUCUCCACAAGUCACCAGCCAGUACAUCCAUCUCGAUAGCAGAACACCUUUGACCGUCAGUGGCGCCGCCGUCUCGACACCUGGAGCUCACCUCCAGCUCCAGCCUCAUCACGCUGUCCUCCCUCAAACGCUCACUCUCGCACCCUCCCAGCUGGUUGUUCAGUAUGCAGACGGUUGUGGUGGAAAGAAACCGGAGGUGCACGCUAAGGGUGUGCUGAACGGAGAAUUAGAAGUCAUCAAACAGAUGAAAGCUCCCACCCAACCAGCAAAUCAUCAGCAGGUUCAGAGCUAUGAGGCAAGACACAUCCUUGUGCCCGCAGACUAUGGCCAGAACCAAACAGGCCUUCAGACUUCCUUAGUACUUGUGGCCCAGCCUAACCACAGCAAUGAUCAGGAGCAUGGCUCGAACAAGAUUUCCUUAGUUCAGACUGAAAAGGGAGGCAUCUGUUUAGGGAAACCUAUAUCGAGAUCUUCCUCCUACUCCUCCCUCUCGUCAUCAGAGGUGAUGAGGUCUGUCACACCCCAUACAGUCAUUCAGACAACUCUAGCCCCCGAGGAGCUGCCAGCCAGUCUUUAUUCUUCCACACAAGCCCCCAUCAUUGGCUAUAUCACCAGUGGCAACCAGCAUGCGGUCAGCUACCAUGCGGCACUGCCGCAGCACCUGGUCAUUCCAAGUGGUCAGUCCUUGCUUAUUCCAGUCAGCAGUGCAAAUAACGGCACAGAAAUGGAGACCAGCCGCGCUGUCAGUUCGCUGACCGCGACCACGACACCUCAAAUAUCCACCGCCAUGCCUCAUGCCUAUCUUGCCACCGCCCUGUCCAAAUGUGAGUCUUUAGGCAACGACGGAAAUCAAGUUCCUUCCUCGAUCGGCCCGGCUCCUGCUCUCCCAGCCCCAGUCCCUGCAGUCGUAGCGGCUCCUUCCCCAGUCCCGCCUCCAGUUACUCAUCCGGUCAAUGCUCCAGUCCCUGCUUCCAUCCAAGCUUCACCCACCAUGUCCUCUCCCUCCUCCCCUGUGGCUCUCCCGCCUUUCUUUAUGCGAGGCUCAAUCAUCCAACUUGCUGAUGGGGAGCUAAAGCGUGUGGAGGACCUCAAAACAGAGGACUUCAUCCAGAGUGCCGAGAUCAGCAACGAGCUGAAGAUUGACUCCAGCACCGUUGAGCGAAUCGAUAGUGGCCAGAGUCCUAAUGCUGUGGUCAUACAGUUUUCUGUGGGGGAGCUGAAGGCCCAGGUGUGUGUGGAGGUGCUGGUGGAAUACCCUUUUUUUGUAUUCGGACAAGGGUGGUCCUCAUGCUGUCCUGACCGGACCACGCAGCUCUUUGAGCUGUCCUGCGCUAAACUGUGCGUAGGUGAUGUUUGCGUGUCAUUGACUCUACGGGGUCUAAGGAAUGGUUCGCUAACAGACAGCCAGUCUUUGGGGGCUAGGCUGAAAACCACAAGACUGUCUGACCCUAGCAACAACUCAGACGCAGCUGUCAGCAACAGUCCGAGGCCAAACAUUACCGGAAUUAACAGCGGUAUCGUUAUGAAGGCGUCUGGUGCCGGGAGGAUAGCUGGAUCUAUGUCAGGGCGGCAGUUACCAACCGAAAUGCAACUAAAUCCAGGAUCAGCGGAGGGGAUCUGUGGAGGAGAAUCUGUGUUGGCAAUCUCUGCAAGUGCUGGUAAAAGACAGGGAUCAGAGAAAAUAGAUAGGCCCACGCUCUGCAAAAUACAGUCCAGAGAUCCAGACAGAACCACUGUUCGCAAGAGACGAUGGUCGGCUCCGGAGAGGGAACAGACUGAAAGGGUAGACGAGGAGCCUCCGUUGACUCUACUCAAACCCUCCAUCAUCUCGCAGGAGGUGAAAAUCAGCAUAGAGGGCCACUCGAGCAGUGGCAGAGAAAGAUGCUUGAUCAAACUAUAGACUAUGGAGGGAGCUUAUGAGAAAUGUUGUUUGUACUGUGUUUAUCUACUCCGUGUUGACUCUAUUCAGACUACUAUAACUUAGCAGAGUUUAUUUACACAGUAUCACUAUUUUUAUUUCUGCCAUAGGUUCAGACACCUUUUGAGUACAGUGUGUGGUCACGCACACUGCAAUCAGUGCAAUCAAGCUGUAAGCAAAAAUGAGUGCAGUGUGAAUGUUGGGGAAGAUACCUUAAAGUGUGCCAUCGAUCAUGAGCUGGAUCUCCGUUGUCACAUCGUCCACAGGACCAUCGCAUUCUGGACUCAAACGUGAACAAGCACAGAACAUAGAUUCAUGUGUAAAAGGCGAGCCGUCGGGCUUAUUUCUUUAGAUGGCGUGACGUGAUGAGUGGUAGCGCGUUUAGGAGUCAAAGAUCAACCAUUGUGCGAUUUCAUGGUAUUGAUUUGGCAAUAAUCGUUGCAGAGACCUUUGCCACCUCACACAUCUGUUUAUUUUUCAGUCUUUCAUACCAACGGAGCGUAUGUGCUGCCACCCAGUGUGUGUAUGUUUUGUGUGUUUGUCAACAGUAAGGCACUCAAAGUGCACAGGGGUCAGGUAUGAAUGUCCUCAAUACUGACUUAUGAAGUCAGGGAUAUGUUGUUUUGCUGCACCUUCAAUUAGUACAAUGCUCGACAAUUUGAUACAGACGGGUUGGCAAUAUGUGCGUGACAGCAGUCACACUAUCACACAUUCCCGUAGGAGUCUAAAGAAAGCAGACGGCCUCAAGAUCGUUUUUUUUUCCCGGGGCAUUUCUACAAAACCAAUCAAAUUACCACCAAUAUAUUCAUGGCAUCAAUGGACUCUCUGGAAAGAAUAUAGCUUGUAAAUAGGGUGGUACAUACUUCAACCAUUGACACGACUUACAAUUUGGGAGCUCACCUUGGUGUCCGUUAACCCGGUUGGGUAAACCUAGGGUAGAGUGUUGCUUGAGUGUCAUAAAUGGACUCGCAUUGAACUGGCAUUUCUGAAACUGUAUAGAUCUAAACUGCAAUAUGACCAGAAGCUGGCAAGCCAGCAGCAAACAAUUGCCUUAUUACGCAUCCAGCAGACAAGAAGAAACCUCAACCUGCAUUUGGAGGCAAGCAGAAGCCUGAUCAAAUUCACUCUCCCUUUUAGCUGUUUGGGUUUCCUGAGGGAAAUCCAGUUUGUGGCACCACAGCUAGUAAGUGAUCCUCUUGCUCGCUAUCAGCUUCCAACUUCCUUUGCAGGCUGGCUACCCUGGGCAUCUAAUUCCGCAGUUCCACUGCAUAGUAUUUACUCUGAUUUACUUUUCCGACUUCAGCGCUGUUGGUUUUUGGUUCUUGGAAGGGAAGACAUGGACAAUAUCAAGAUAGUCAUGGUGACGUAGCUAUCUGGAAAAACUCUUUGUCGAGGGUGUAGCUAAGGUCUAACAGGGUAGGCUAACUUUAGCAUCCGUUUGUGUGUUCUAUCCAUGUAUUCUUAUAAAUUAUAAUGAUAGAACUAUGAUGAAUUCAGUCAGCAAAUGAGUGACCAGCAGAAUCUCCAUCUCAUGCGUCAAGUAAGUACUAUGCAGUGGAAAUAAGGCAUAAUGCUCUGUGGGCUUAUCAGGUACAGUGGGUCCUGCACAACAAAUAACACACGAUUUAAAAUUGUACUUAAAAACAAAAGAGUACCUCCUCUCAUUUCAUCCCAUUUUUUUUUAUUCAGGUUCUGAAUUGUUAGAUGUUUGGAUAAGUUCAUCUUUGAAAUUCUAGGCCAAAUUCUGAGUUGCUCUACUAACAAAAUGUUCGUAUUCCGACGGCGAACUGUGUCUGUCUCGGAAAAGAGCCGUAUGAGUAAUAAUCGUGGCGAUGCUAAAGCACAAUAUCCUCUGUUAAGCUACUUAGCUGAAAGCUAGAGUGCUCAGUAGAGCCGAUGGAGAUUGAUGAGUCAGGUGAUCAUAUUGUUAGGGACAUAACCUGAUCAGGUUGUCCUGGUUGAAAAACCAGGAUGGGCAGUAGAAUAAAAAACCUUUUUUCCUCAAUGAAGCUCUUGUCUUCAACUACACACCUGCUACAUCAGCGCCACUGCGGCGUCCGUCUUUUUGCUAUUUCAUUUCCUUUUAAGAAUAGAGCCAAAAUUCUACAGUUCAUUCUCAGGAAGGGUAUGUGUGUCUGUACGCAUGUGUGUGUGUGUGUGUGUGUGUGUGUGUGUGUCUGAGACGGAUCACUUGUUUUUUGUGUACGUUCUGAGCAGCAGCACUUUGAUGAAGCAUCCGGUGGGUGUUGGCAAAAGCGAUGGCGGUCAUGUUCCCAAACAACCGGUGAGGAUAAUCAACUGACUGUUUAUCAUCAUGUACGUGUACAAUGAUAGAAUAGUGAGGCCGGGAAUGUAAACACCCAUUGGACAAACUAUCUCACCUUUAUUUUUGAUGAUGGAUAGAGCUACUAUUUAGAGAAAGAAAGUUACUGAAAGCCAGCUAGCGUUGAUUUGUACAGUAUAUUGUAUCUUAGAAUGUGUACGGUGUGUGUAUAGAUAUUCUAAUCCUUAUGUAGCCUACGUACUGUGUGUGCCACGGCGCCCUUUCUUCAAUCAUUCCAUUGAUGCAGCCAUCAAAGUGGUCCUGUUGUUGCUUCAAUUCAUGAACGUGACAUCAUCUUUGAAUUCGGACUUGACCUUGCACAGUGUAAAAUUCAAUAUGUGAUGAUCCCAUUCAUCGUGAUAGCCAUUGUCCUUUUCUAACUCCUGUAGGUGUUUUCUUGUAAUUCUAAAAAAGGAAAAAAAAAAACAGAAAAAAAUCCAACAACUACAAAAACACAAAAAAUGACUGUUCUGCUUGUGUUCUGCUCAGGCUAAAUACUGCCCACUGACUGUUGUACAUCCAAAAUCUCACAUUGUUCACUUCAAUGCAUAAUGCAACUACUCCAAAUUUUCCAUUCUAAGAGAAAUGUUUGGUGGCUAAGCUUGCCAAUAUCGUAUAGUAUACUGUAUUUAUGUUGUGUAUUGUAUGACCCCCACUACCUUGCAGUCUGGUUUACUAAAAAUGCUUUUAAAAACCGCACAAAUUCCAAAAGGAUGUCAUGUUGAGGAACCACACCCUAUUGUUGGAAGCAGCUUAUGUGUUUGAACUAUUUUCAGUUGGAAUUUCUUUCUGCUGACACUAAUCUAAAAUGGCAUCACAGCAUGGAUAAUUUAAUAAAAUGUGGUGUUGACAACAGAAGAAACAGUUGUUGAAAAAAGUUUAGAGGUUGCAUAAUAAAUACAAUGCCAUUCACUCUGAAAAA